This is a messenger RNA of Sardina pilchardus (European sardine), 1917 nucleotides long. RefSeq names its product chaperonin containing TCP1, subunit 6A (zeta 1) (gene cct6a). The record is from RefSeq and is a predicted model, not a curated record. The transcript is spliced from 14 exons. Gene Ontology annotation, molecular function: ATP binding; ATP-dependent protein folding chaperone; ATP hydrolysis activity. Lineage: Eukaryota; Metazoa; Chordata; Actinopteri; Clupeiformes; Clupeidae. Bases 65 to 1660 code for a protein of 531 amino acids. Gene Ontology annotation, biological process: protein folding. Gene Ontology annotation, cellular component: chaperonin-containing T-complex.
GAUCUCCACCCUCUCCUAGCCAGCAUCACCCGGCACGCCGUUGUUUCUCGUGUUCGGCUGCAUCAUGUCUGCUGUGAAAGCACUUAAUCCGAAAGCUGAAGUCGCCAGGGCACAGGCAGCUCUUGCUGUCAACAUCAGUGCCGCCCGGGGACUACAAGAUGUGCUUAAAAGCAAUUUGGGACCAAAGGGGACCAUGAAAAUGCUUGUAUCUGGUGCAGGAGACAUUAAGCUCACCAAGGAUGGCAAUGUUCUACUGCAUGAGAUGCAAAUUCAACAUCCCACAGCAUCCCUAAUUGCAAAGGUCGCAACAGCUCAAGAUGACAUCACAGGUGAUGGUACCACUUCCAAUGUGCUUAUCAUUGGUGAACUCCUGAAACAGGCAGACCUUUAUGUCUCCGAGGGGGUCCAUCCUAGAAUCAUUGCAGAAGGCUUUGAAACAGCUAAAGACAAGGCUCUUGAAGUUCUUGAUAAGCUGAAAGUGACUAAAGAGAUGGACAGAGAGACACUAAUCAAUGUUGCUAGAACAUCCCUUCGGACAAAGGUUCAUGCUGAACUUGCGGAUCUUCUUACUGAGGCCGUGGUGGAUGCAGUGCUGGCUAUCCGUAAACCCAAUGAGCCGAUUGACCUCUACAUGGUGGAGAUCAUGGAGAUGAAGCAUAAGACAGAAAGCGACACAGUAUUGAUCAGGGGGUUGGUGCUGGAUCAUGGAGCCAGGCACCCCGACAUGAAGAAGAGAGUGGAAGAAGCCUUCAUCCUCACUUGUAAUGUGUCCUUGGAGUAUGAGAAAACAGAGGUGAACUCUGGGUUCUUCUACAAGAGUGCCGAGGAGAGGGACAAGCUGGUCCAAGCCGAGAGGAAGUUUAUUGAGGAGCGCGUUAAGAAGAUCAUUGCCCUCAAGGACAAAGUGUGCACAGAUGCUUCCAAAAGCUUUGUGGUCAUCAAUCAGAAGGGUAUUGAUCCAUAUUCUUUGGACGCUCUGGCAAAAGAAGGAAUUGUGGCUCUGCGCAGGGCAAAGAGGAGGAAUAUGGAAAGGCUCACCCUAGCCUGUGGUGGAAUUGCCAUGAACUCUGUGGAUGACCUCACACCUGAAUGUUUGGGUAACGCUGGUCUCGUCUACGAACACACCUUGGGGGAGGAGAAAUACACCUUCAUUGAGGACUGCAGCAACCCCCUCUCAGUGACGCUUCUGAUCAAAGGCCCCAACAAGCACACCCUCACUCAGAUCAAAGACGCCGUGCGCGACGGCCUGCGGGCGGUCAAGAACGCCAUCGAAGACGGCAGCGUGGUGCCAGGGGCCGGGGCGUUCGAGGUGGUGGUGGCCGACGCUCUGGUGCAGCACAAGCGGGGAGUGAAGGGCAGAGCCCAGCUCGGAGUGCAGGCCUUCGCCGACGCUUUGUUAGUCAUUCCAAAGGUAUUGGCUCAGAACUCCGGCUACGACCCACAGGAGACUCUGGUCAAGUUACAGACUGAAAACAAAGAAUCUGGGGAGAUUGUUGGGGUAGACUUGAACACAGGUGAGCCUAUGGUUCCUGCAGUGACGGGUAUUUGGGAUAACUACAGUGUCAAGAAACAGCUCCUUCAUUCAUGUACGGUCAUUGCCAGCAACAUUCUGUUGGUGGAUGAGAUCAUGAGGGCUGGCAUGUCCUCGCUCAAGGGUUGAUGAAGUUCUUCAAGAUGAUGGCUGAUAUCACCAGGACAUCUAGAGGGUUGAUGAGCAGUGUCACCAUCCUGGAAGGCUUGCACGAAGACCUCCAACUGUCAGGCACACCACUAAGGCUUUUGUUGAUUCAUAGAAGAUGUUUUGCCCCAUUUGAGUCCUCGCUCCCUAAAUAGUAUGCUCCUCAAGUCCGAUUGUUCAGAUUGUUGAUGGUCUUCAUCGUCAGACUUUAUUUGUACUCAUUAAACUGUUUUGGCUGA